AUGACCCAGAGCAGCUCAACGUCUGAAAAAUUUCAAGGGAGUGGACGUUCUGUAGUCAGUGAAGAAAAAUUGAUGGUGGCGGUGCGUGUCCGACCGCUGCGCGCUGAUGAAGGUCCCCGGAUCGUCCACGUGGUCAGCGAUAAGAUGUUGGUGCUGGAAGAAGAGGCGGAUUCCCGACGAGACGUUCUGCGCCAGCGGCGUCUCAACGAGAAACAUUACGUAUACGACCGUGUCUUCGGAGAAGACAGUACUCAAGAAGAAGUAUACGAAGCGGUAUGUGCGCCUCUUGUUGGAGACACCUUGAGCGGCAUCGCGGGUGCCAUCUUCGCGUAUGGCGCCACGGGGGCAGGAAAAACGCACACGAUGACCGGGCUUAUGUCCAGAGCUCUCAACCAUCUCUUCACGUCCAUAGCAGAGAGCGACUUACCCGAUGCUUACGAGGUUAAGAUGUCCUACAUUGAGAUCUAUAACGAGAACAUUCGUGAUCUAUUAAACCCCAGUUUGGGACCGCUAGAACUACGCGACGAGGGUGCCAACGGACCACCAGUUGUUGCAGGAUUAAGUGAGGUUCGAGCUAAUGAUGCUUCUCAUGUAGCUGAGCUUUUGGCGAGAGGUGAUAGAGCGCGUACUGCCGAAGCCACUCAUGCAAACCAACAAUCCUCACGAGGACAUGCUUUACUAAGUGUAUCAGUAAGCAAGUCGGUGUCGAAGGGAGUACAGCGUGGGAGGCUCUUUCUCAUCGAUCUUGCAGGAUCAGAGCGCGCCGGACUUCGUGCGAGGCGAUUGGAGGGUGCGCACAUCAACCGUUCCUUGCUUGCACUUGGCAACUGUAUCAUGGCUCUUUCCGGGGGCGCAAGGUACGUGAACUACCGUGACUCGAAGCUCACGCGGCUGCUGCGGGAAGUUCUGGGCGGGAGGUGCCGCACAGCCAUGGUGGCGCACGUGUCGCCCGCCGCCACCCACCGCGACACCACUCGCUCCACCCUGCAUUACGCACAGCGAGCUUCCGCUAUCACUAAUAAAGUUGAACGCGAACUAAUUGAAACUCCAAUGCAUUUAUCGCAAUAUCGUACAGUAAUAAAUGAACUGAGGGAGGAGAUUUCACGCCUCAAGACCAAAAUGAAAGAUGAUCGAUCGAGGAAGAGAGACGACCAGCAGAAAAUAGACGAGACGAUAACUAAAGAAGAGUCAGAAGAAAAGAGCGCACAUUUGAAAUCCCUGCGCGAAGCGAUUGUGUCAACGUUCAAGCAGCAGAUGCGGUUGCGUCGCCGGCUCAUGGAAUUGGACAGCAACCUUCUGGGCCUCGCACUGGAUGCGGAGCGGCAGCACGCAACCAUCUCACACUGGGAAGCGCGCUUCAACAGACUCUACAAGCCCAUUAGCUUUACCGGUUCGAGGCUAAGCACGCAACAAAGUUACAGAGGGGGGACAGGCAGUGUCAACAGCGUGGGCAGUGAGCGUGCGGAGGCUGAAAUAGCCGUGGAGCAAGCAUGGGCAGAGCUCGCAGCGGUUGAGAGAGAGCAGGAAUCAGCUCGCUCGGAACGACACCGUGUUGAGCGGCAGCUGGAACAAGUCAGGCUCAGGGGUGCGCAACUAGAACAGGAGUUGCCGGCGCAUAUCGAGAGCGGUCCAGAGCGCGAGGUUCUGGCGCUGGUGUGUCGAGUACACGAACUAGAGGCCGAUAAGCUGGCGCUGCAGGGAGAAAGAGCUGCGCGUGCGCACGAGUUGCGACGUCGCGACCUGGCGUUGCAACGACGGGACGCGCAGCGUCGGCUCACUGAUGAGAUCAUAACGAGGCAACGACGCGCUCUCGAAGAAUUUGGCAUCGGUGUCCAACCGGAUUUAUCCCAGUUGUACGAACUGUAUCAACAAGAAAUCCAUGCUUCCACUUACACAGAAAGUAACGAAUAUAAUUCGCCGUACCGCCUACCACCUAUUUCUUCCAGUGUCUCGGAAAUAACCUGGUCCGAGAGUUCUAGUGGGUCAGGUCGCGGUUCUAGCUCAGGUUCCGGCGGCACUAUGGCUCUCGACCACCAUCUGCCUCAACUAGCGCCAACGCCGCGACCACGCACAAGAUAUAGUCGUGCUAGUGCCGCAACUCUCAAGCGUUACUCGAGCGACGAUAGCUUGGUGGUAACCGCACCUCGUGGCAAUGAUAGAGCAGCUCCUUGA
Pararge aegeria (speckled wood butterfly) is the source of this 2172-nucleotide messenger RNA. It is a transcript of the gene Kif19A, whose product is annotated as kinesin-like protein KIF19. Bases 1 to 2172 code for a protein of 723 amino acids. Gene Ontology annotation, molecular function: microtubule motor activity; microtubule binding; ATP binding. The transcript has 15 exons. The record is from RefSeq and is a predicted model, not a curated record. NCBI's taxonomy places the organism in Eukaryota, Metazoa, Arthropoda, Insecta, Lepidoptera, Nymphalidae. Gene Ontology annotation, biological process: microtubule-based movement.